AUGGAGGAUGAAGAAAGGUUAAAUGAAUCCAAGGUUGAUAUGGUAUUUCAAUCCAAAGAAGAAGUUUUUACAUUUUAUACAAAUUAUGCAAAGAAAAAGGGAUUUGGUGUAGAAAUGAGAAGCUCAAAGCGCAGAGAUGAUGGAAAUUUUAAGUAUUUCACUUUUGCAUGUGCUAAAGCACAUAAAAAAGAAUCAACAAGUAAAAAUUUGUUAUCGUCAAAGCUCUCAACAAAAACAAGAUGUCAAGCUAAAAUAAGAUGCAAAAGGUGUGAAGAUGAGAGUUUUAAGAUAACAAUCGUUGAGCUUAGUCAUGAUCAUGAUUUGAGUCCAGGGAAAGCACUUCAUUUGAGAUGUCAUAGGAAGAUAAAUGAGCAAGUGAAAAGGAGACUUGAUAUAAAUGAUCAAGCAGGUAUUGCUCCAAACAAGAACUUUCGCUCUCUUGUUGUAGACGCAGGAGGUUAUGAGAAUGUCACGUUUAAUGAAAUGGAUUGUCGCAAUUAUAUUGAUGAACUGAGAAGGAAAAAGGCUUGGUGUAGGGGAUGUAGAAGCCGACGCCAUCUGAAAGCCAUUAUUACAGAUCAAUGUAAGGCCAUGCAAAAUGCUAUUGCGAUUGUAUUUCCAAAUACAAAGCAUAGGUGGUGUUUAUGGCAUAUCAUGAAAAAGCUUCUUGAAAAGUUGAGGGGAUAUUCUAAUUAUGAAGAAAUCAAGGAAGCCUUGCAAAGUGUUGUUUAUGAUUCUUUAAAUGAAAAUGAGUUUGAAAAUGGAUGGUCACUAUUGAUUGACACAUUUGAUCUCAAUGAGAAUGAUUGUUUUGUGUAUGAAGUUGUAGAAGAUGUAAAAGUUCGAGACAAAAGAAGAGAUGUUAAGUUCAUGGUUGCUUUCAAUGAAGUUGAGUGUGAAGCCAAAUGCAAUUGCCACUUGUUUGAAUUCAGGGGAAUUUUAUGUAGACAUGCUCUUUUGGUGCUCAUCUUAAGAAAGAUGAGUGAAAUCUCUUCUAGAUACAUUUUGUCUCGAUGGAGAAAAGAUUUGAAACGUGGAUAUACUUGUAUUAGAAGUAGUUAUAAUUUGUCUUGUAAAGAAACUCAAAGAUGUGGACAAAUGUGUGAUGCAUUUCGUGAGGUUGCUAUUAUUGCCGCAAGUGAAGAGGAAAAAUAUAAACGUGUGAUGGAUGUCAUAGAAGAGCUAAAAUCAUCGCUCAUGAAUGGUGAAGUAAUUAAUAGCACCACACAAGCAUCAUGUUUACCACACGAUAAUGAAGUUAACAAGCAAAAUAUGUCAAGUGGUGCAAAUGAGGUUUUAAGCCCUUUAGUUACUAGAAGAAAAGGUAGUCCUCCAACUAAAAGAAGAGUUUCAAGAUUGGAACAAGUGGUGGAAAGUCUUAAAAUGAAAAAGAAAAGGAAACAAAUUGAAGAGAAGGAUCCAAAGAAAUCAUGA
Molecule: messenger RNA, 1434 nt
Organism: Ipomoea triloba (trilobed morning glory)
Lineage: Eukaryota; Viridiplantae; Streptophyta; Magnoliopsida; Solanales; Convolvulaceae
Product: protein FAR1-RELATED SEQUENCE 1-like
Exons: 3
Coding region: 1-1434 (477 amino acids)
Molecular function (GO): zinc ion binding
Source: RefSeq, a predicted model, not a curated record